AUGGGUCUAAUUAAGAUCCUUCUCAAGGCCAUCAUUAUCCCGAUCGUGCUGAUUAUUGUAAUCGGCGUAGUCAUUGUCUUCGCCAUCAAAAUUCGCCGGGAGAAGAAGCGAAAACAGAAGGAGAUAGAGCUGAAUUCCUUUCGGCCACCCCCUAUACAGCAGUGGUCUUAUCCUAUGUCACCCGGGAUUCAAAAGCCUGCAGCGGUCGCUUCAUACGGCUUCAAGUCUCCGACCCAGAUGGAACAAGGCGCUGUUCGAUCAUAG
Molecule: messenger RNA, 264 nt
Organism: Penicillium manginii
Lineage: Eukaryota; Fungi; Ascomycota; Eurotiomycetes; Eurotiales; Aspergillaceae
Exons: 1
Coding region: 1-264 (87 amino acids)
Source: RefSeq, a predicted model, not a curated record